Molecule: messenger RNA, 1437 nt
Organism: Cutaneotrichosporon oleaginosum
Lineage: Eukaryota; Fungi; Basidiomycota; Tremellomycetes; Trichosporonales; Trichosporonaceae
Molecular function (GO): hydrolase activity, acting on carbon-nitrogen (but not peptide) bonds, in linear amides
Source: RefSeq, a predicted model, not a curated record
CGUCUGCGUUCCCACACCCACAGAUAUCAGACGAUAAGAAGCAGGCAUUCCCCUCUUGCGAGUAUCUUCAUACCCCACCGCAGACUACAAUGGCACCCGAGCCUUCUGAGCCGCGCACCGUCGUCCACGUCGACCCGUUCAAGUCCGAGGUCGGGCAAAAGGGCCUGCACAACCGCUGGCACCCCGACAUUCCGGCGUUUUGCUCUGUCAAGCAAGGCGAGGUGUUCAAGGUCGAGUGUCACGACUGGACCGGCGGACAGAUCAGCAACAACGACAACUCGGACGACAUCCAGAAUGUGGACCUGACGCGCAUCCACAAUCUCUCAGGCCCGAUCGCGGUCGAGGGCGCCAAGCCCGGCGACGUGCUCGUCGUCGACAUCCUGGAUGUGACGCCCUUCCCCAACAUGCAGUGGGGUUACACGGGCGUGUUUGAGAAGACGAAUGGUGGCGGCCUCUUCUCUUGCGACUUCGACAGCAAGGCCGCUAAAGCCAUCUGGGACUUUGAGGGCGUGUACGCCGUGUCGCGACACAUCCCCGGUGUGCGCUUCGCCGGCAUCCCGCACCCAGGCCUAAUCGGCACAGCGCCUUCGCAGGAGCUGCUCGACAAGUGGAACAAGCGCGAGCGUGGGCUCGUCGCCGAGCACGGCGACCCCGUGCCCGAAGUCGCGCUCGUGCCUAACCCCAAGGGCGCGUACGUUGGGCAGGACAUCCCCGACGAUGUGCGCAAGCGCGUCUACGACGAGGGCGCGCGUACCAUUCCCGGCCGCGAGCAUGGUGGCAACGUCGACAUCAAGAACCUGUCGCGUGGCUCGCGCUGCUACUUCCCCGUGUACAUUGACGGGGCCAACCUGUCGCUCGGCGACCUGCACUUCAGCCAGGGCGACGGCGAGCUGAGCUUCUGCGGUGCCAUCGAGAUGGCUGGCAUUGCGACGCUCAAAUGCAGCGUGAUCAAGGACGGCGUCAAGAAGCUCGGUGACAUCAAGCAGCCCAUCUUCCUGCCCUCUCCCAUCGACCCGAUGUACUCGCAGCAGAUCAUCUUCGAGGGUAUCAGUGUUGACGUGCACGGCGACGGCAAGCAGUACUCCAUGGACGCGACCGUCGCGUACAAGCAGGCCGCGCGCAACUGCAUGGCAUACCUCCGCAAGCUAGGGUACAGCAAGGAGCAGGCGCAUCUGCUGCUCUCUGCCGCGCCCGUCGAGUCGCAUGUCGCCGCCAUCGUCGACGUGCCAAACGCUUGCGUCACCAUGGGCUUGCCGACAGCCAUCUUUGACCGUGACAUUCUCCCGACGGACGAAGGCAUCGAGACGCGCAAGUACAGCAACGCCGCACUCCGCUCCGACGGCGUGCGCUGCAACCAGGACUAGGUUGUAGGAGUAGUCAGAAGUGUAUGCAACGUGCGGCUGAAAAUGGAGGUCGCGGCAAGAAGACCUCCCAGGC